Messenger RNA from Pecten maximus, 1857 nucleotides. Its product is annotated as melanopsin-like. Bases 342 to 1790 code for a protein of 482 amino acids. NCBI's taxonomy places the organism in Eukaryota, Metazoa, Mollusca, Bivalvia, Pectinida, Pectinidae. The transcript has 4 exons. The record is from RefSeq and is a predicted model, not a curated record. Gene Ontology annotation, cellular component: plasma membrane. Gene Ontology annotation, biological process: G protein-coupled receptor signaling pathway. Gene Ontology annotation, molecular function: G protein-coupled receptor activity.
UGCUCUGUUGUCUGCGAUCCGCUGUUGGUAGCAGACGACAAUAUUUAAACCAUGGCGUAGUAAACCUUAGUAUCAUCCACAUAAAUAGACACGUCUUUUCGGUUUAGGAAAAAACUAACUAAACCAAAGUAUACUUUAUAAGGUUUUGUAAGAAAACUGCAAGCUGAUAAUAGACUCAAGGAAUUUAUCUCAGUUUGAAGUGUAGUGAAAUGGUCGUCAAAGAUUGGCCGAGAUCUAUCUGCCUAGCGAUUGAGUGACAGUGACCAAGGGCACGUGCGCUUAUCUGAUCAACAGGUGGAUAACGUAUAAAUCUAUGGAAUAACUACAGGUAACAGAAGGAGAUGCCGUCUCUAAACCAGUUCCGGAAACCGGAAGGGACUGCGUAUCAGGAUAUCAGUGGCACAUUCAGCAUCAUUGUGGAGCUUGUAAUGGUGCUGGUCAACUUCCUGCCUCUGAUCGUAAUCAUAAAAUGGAAGAAAUAUCGGGAACGAACGACGACAGACGAUCUGGUCAUUGUCCUCAGUGUGUCAUACAUUGUGUCUGUUCUAAUACCAACUCCUCUUGGACAUAUCAGUUACUUCCAACAGAAAUGGUAUGGCGGGGAAUCUAGCUGUAAUUUCUAUCAGGUAACCAGCACGUGGUUUCGUUUGACGUCACUCUUUCUUGUCACUCUCCUUUCCAUCGACAAAUCGUUCGCCAUUUACCUGUAUAGGGCCCAUAACUUUACAGCAAGGUAUCAUGGAAAGUUAAAAAUAGUAGGAAGUAUAACGGUAAUUCUUUUAUUUACUCUCAUUGUAUCGUGUUUACCAGUCAUGGGAUUUGGACCCGAUUCAUCUACCGAUACCCGGUGCGAGUCAUGGAUCAGUGCAUCGCCGAAAAAAAAGCGGGAACAUUUAUUUUCGUAUUUGUUUUUAUUCUGUGGAUUCGGAAACUUUUUGUGUGUGUUUGUAACGAAUUUUUACAUGUCAUGGAGUUUGAGAAAGUUAAAGAAAAAUCUGUAUGCAGGAGAUCGCUACAGAUCGACUUCAAGCCAAAGUGCCGUCAGGUGGCAGAUUGAGGGAAUCGUCGUCUUGCAUGGAGUAAAAAUGGUCAUAGCAGUUUCAGUGCUUUUAUACAUCACAUGGUUCCCGACACUGGUUCUGAUCACUCUGCGGAAGGUUGGGCUGAAGAUAAGCGAUAUUUCCGUCCUGUAUGCUCUCCUCAGCACAUCCCUAUCUGGACUCCUCAACCCAAUAAUCUUCGGUCUGUUCGACAAAUCCUACCGACACGGCUACAAGAAAAUACUGAAGUCUAUCAAACUCACCUGCAAAUGUAGAAAAGGCGAAUUUCAACAAAUACAAGCUGUAUCAUCGGACCCAAACGUGCCUAGAUCUGCUUCUGACGCUGUUCAGCUGUCCACAAACAACUACCGAGACCCGCUCCCUCAUUCCGCUUCGACAGGUACUUCCGCUUCCGGUCUAAACAAUGCUGCAUUCUGUGACGUCGCAACACACAAUCUGGAAGACAGUGAACGAAAGGCAGAAAACAGUGCUCUUUUAAAAUAUAUAGGAUCAGACAAAGGCAGAAAAGACAACGAAAGAACGGGACUACUGGAAAAUUCAUCGUAUUUUGCAUCGUCGUCGGCGUUCGGAGGACCUGCAGACCCCAAUGAUGAUUCUCAUUCAUCGUCUUCGUCGCUAUUAUCAUCUAUAUGUGAUUCACAAGACGAUCGAUCUUACUCAUCUAGUGAGGAAGAAGAUGAUGACGAAAUGGAAUUCGAUGAAUCUGUUGUAGAGGAAAGUACGAUGUAGUUCCCUUCUACUUAUCUGAGAUCGAUUAUUACUAUUUCUGAAAUAAAACAAAUUAAUAUAUACCCUU